CCCGCGCUCGCGUGUCGCCGCCGCCGCCGCCGCCGCCGGUUACGCCAAGCCCCGCCGCCGCCCGCUCGGAUUCUGCGCACAGGCAGCCCCCGAGCCUGUCAUUCUGCAAAAACACAGUUUACUCCACACGCCGCACACCCUCGCGCGCACACCCAGACACGCGCGCGCACACGCACACACACUCACACUCACGCGCGCGCGCACCCCGGGGCCCCCGCGCGCACACGCACCGGAGGGCGCGAGCGAGCCAGACGCGCACACCCGGCGAGCCAAGUUCCGCAGCCUGGCAUGGCUUCUGGGGACCUUUACGAGGUUGAAAGGAUUGUUGACAAGAGGAAGAAUAAGAAGGGAAAAUGGGAGUAUCUCAUCCGAUGGAAAGGCUAUGGGAGUACGGAGGACACAUGGGAGCCAGAGCACCACCUCCUGCACUGUGAAGAGUUCAUCGAUGAGUUCAACGGGCUGCAUGUGUCCAAGGACAAGAGGGUGAAGUCAGGGAAGCAGACUGGAGCCACCAAGCUCCUACAGGACACCCGCAGUCCUGCAGUGGAGAGACUCUCCCACAGGCCUCCAGAGCCAGGGAAGAGCAAGAGUGCUCCUCAGAAGCGGAAACGCAUCAACUCUCCUCUGUCCAGGCCCAAGAAGGGGUCUUCAGGCAAGCCCCAUGGGGCUGGAGACAGGGCUGCCAAGACUGUGUCUUACAGGACUACCCCUAGUGGUUUGCAAAUCAUGCCCUUGAAGAAGGCCCAGAAUGGCCUAGAAAACGGAGAUGCUGGCUCUGAGAAGGACGAGAGGAACUUUGGAAACGGGUCCCAUCAGCCGGACUUGGAUUUGAACGACCAUAUUGGAGAUCAAGAUGCCAGCGACUGUGAUGGGACCCACUCAGCACUGGUGGAAAAUGGAGUUGGCUCUGCUCUGACCAACGGGGGCCUAAACCUGCACAGCUCUGUGAAGAGGAAGCUGGAGGCGGAGAAAGACUAUGUCUUUGACAAGAGGCUCAGGUACAGCGUCCGACAGAAUGAGAGCAACUGUCGGUUUCGAGACAUCGUUGUGCGGAAGGAAGAGGGGUUCACGCACAUUCUGCUGUCCAGCCAGACUUCAGAUAACAACGCGCUGACACCUGAGAUCAUGAAGGAGGUCCGACGAGCACUGUGCAAUGCGGCCACAGACGAUAGCAAGUUACUGCUGCUCAGCGCUGUGGGCAGCGUGUUCUGCAGUGGCCUGGACUAUUCCUACCUGAUUGGUCGGUUGUCCAGUGACCGACGGAAGGAGAGCACACGGAUCGCAGAAGCCAUCAGGGACUUCGUGAAGGCCUUUAUCCAGUUUAAGAAGCCCAUCGUGGUGGCCAUCAACGGGCCAGCACUGGGCCUGGGUGCCUCCAUUCUGCCUCUCUGUGACAUCGUGUGGGCCAGCGAGAAGGCCUGGUUUCAGACACCAUAUGCCACCAUCCGCCUCACGCCCGCAGGCUGUUCCUCGUACACCUUUCCCCAGAUCCUGGGUGUGGCACUGGCCAAUGAAAUGCUGUUCUGUGGGCGGAAGCUCACUGCCCAGGAGGCAUGCAGCAGGGGCCUGGUGUCCCAGGUCUUCUGGCCCACGACGUUCAGCCAGGAGGUCAUGCUGCGGGUGAAGGAGAUGGCAUCCUGCAGUGCUGUGGUUUUAGAGGAGUCCAAAUGCCUGGUCCGAAGCUUCCUGAGGUCGGUGUUGGAGGACGUGAAUGAGAAGGAGUGUGUCAUGCUGAAGCAGCUGUGGAGCUCGUCCAAAGGCCUGGACUCCCUGUUCAGCUACCUGCAGGACAAGAUCUAUGAAGUCUGAGGGCCCUGGCUCACUUGACCCCACGCUCAAAGGGUACCUGACUUCCAGCUCGGCCCUGUGUUCCCAACAUUGGAGCCCAGGGUUCACCCCGGCCAAGAGUUUGUUGGGUGUCUCUUUACACCUAGGGUUGUGUCCAUUCCUUGUGUCCUUUGGUUGCUCCUCAUUGGUUUGAUUUCGUGUAACAGUGGGAAAUGCUGCGUCCUUGGCCUCCCCACGUCCCUGCCCCACCUGGCCGCAGAGCUCUCCAGGGCUGUCUUCCCAGGGCUCUGCCAGGCCCCACCAUCCUUUUCCCACUUGCUGAAACCCAGCACCACCGUGGUCCAGGAAGGGAAGACCACUCUCCCUCGUCCUUCCGACUCAGGCUGUGUCUACACAGUGCCUCCGACUUGGAGAUGAGACCAACAUGGCUCUCUGAUUAAGUGUAGAUCUGGGACCAGGAGACAAUCCUCUUAGGGAAUUCACAGACCAACAAGCACGUGACUGUGUGGGCCCGGCCUCAGUCUCCUCUCCAAUGCAACUCUGUGUGAUUCUUAGGGCUUGGUCUUAAAACCCAACUGAGUGAUUUACAAACCCAGAUAUUGUACAUUUAGAAAUGUUUUGUUAAAUAUAUAUUUUUAAAACAAUGUAAGUGGAAAUUCUGAUAAUUUAUGUGUAUUAUAUGUAAAGCUAGUUUUGCAAAAA
Molecule: messenger RNA, 2490 nt
Organism: Nannospalax galili (Upper Galilee mountains blind mole rat)
Lineage: Eukaryota; Metazoa; Chordata; Mammalia; Rodentia; Spalacidae
Gene: Cdyl2
Product: chromodomain Y like 2
Exons: 7
Coding region: 289-1809 (506 amino acids)
Cellular component (GO): nucleus
Molecular function (GO): transcription corepressor activity
Source: RefSeq, a predicted model, not a curated record